Dufourea novaeangliae is the source of this 368-nucleotide messenger RNA. Its product is annotated as coiled-coil-helix-coiled-coil-helix domain-containing protein 7. Lineage: Eukaryota; Metazoa; Arthropoda; Insecta; Hymenoptera; Halictidae. The coding region runs from base 24 to 278 and encodes 84 amino acids. The record is from RefSeq and is a predicted model, not a curated record. The transcript is spliced from 3 exons.
AUGCCGAACAGUCGAAGAAUCCCAUGGUAAAGAAACUCCGUCACGAUCAAGAAUUAAACAAUCCCUGUUUAAAGGAACAUGGACAGGCUUUAAAAUGUCUUGACAAUAAUAACUAUGACAAAAAGAAAUGCGAAGUAUAUUUUGUCAAUUAUAGGAUCUGCAAAACGUUUUGGGCGAAGGUAAUGAAUGAUCGUAAAAAGCGCGGUAUUGAUCCAAUACUUCCUUUGCCAGAGGAACGAGAAAAAUUAAAGGCAGCCUAUUUUAAGAGUAAAAAGUAGCAUUAAUUUUUUUUAAAACCGCUGUAGAGUUAAGAAUUCACGUUCCAUGGGGAAUUGGUGUAAUGUAAGUUUGUCUAUUAAACUCUCUCA